ACUUUGAUCUGUUUUGAUUUUUACACGGGGAAAAACUUAAAACGUCACAACUGACACAAGACUUCACUCACGGUGACAAGCAAAGGCAUAGUCAAAUUGGUGAAGUUAUUUAUGUACAAAUGCCUAAUUACAGCAUUUAGUUUGCAUAUGACACGUAAUAAUUUCAAGGUUGUUAGUUGUGCUGUGGUUUGUUUUUUUUUACCAAAAUGCGAAAGAAUUUAUUGCAUACGGUUUGGAGACACUGAAUAUUAUUGAGAUAUGAGAAGGAGAUUCAGUUUGAAAUGCUGUUUAUUUGGAAUCGGAAUUCCAUUGACCGUCUGGUUGACCUUUAACCUUGUCAGUUGGGAUUUAAAACUGUCUGCUAACUGGAAUCAGCCAAGUGGACUCAAACUUAGGGCGAGGAAGUCCCUGCUGGUCAGAAAGGAUAAAACUAAUUAUAGUAUAGAAUACAGAGGGAAUUCCCCUCAGUUUGGCGGGCAGUGUGAGACGAUUUCCGAGGUGUUUAACAAAGCCCUAGUGAAGCGGUAUAAUUCAACUGUCCUGAAUUCCCUGGGCAUUGUGUCCAGCCCAGAGGAUCAGAAGGCCCGAGAUGAAGGUUACCAAAAGUAUGCCUUUAACGAACUAAUAAGUAACAGAAUUGGCUUUCACAGAGCUAUUCCUGACACAAGAGACCCUAAAUGUCGAGGUGUGAGUUUUCCUACGAUUGACUUAGAUGCUAGUGUUAUCAUCUGCUUUUUCAAUGAGUUGCCUUCAGCUUUACUUCGUUUAGUGCACUCAGUCCUUGACCGCAGUCCAAAACAACUUCUCAAAGAAAUUAUCCUAGUCGACGACAGUAGCACGCAUGAUGACCUUUCUUGUCAAAUAGAAACAUAUGUCAACCAACAUUUACAAAACGUGAAAUUUGUCCGUACUCCAGAGAGACAAGGUCUGAUCAGAGCCAGGGUAUUUGGAUCCCACCAUGCCUCAGGAAAGGUUUUGGUAUUUCUAGACAGUCAUUGCGAGGUGAACACUGAUUGGCUAGAACCCUUGUUAAUAAGAAUAUCACAGGACCCCAAAACAGUGGUUGUCCCCGUGAUAGAUAUAAUCAACCAUGAUACCAUGGAGUACCAGUCGUCGCCUCUUGUGAAGGGAGGGUUUAACUGGGGACUGCACUUUCGUUGGGAUCAUCUCCCAGCCAAUGAACGGAAUGACCCGAAACUGGGAGCCAAACCUAUCCCGUCCCCCACAAUGGCUGGAGGUUUGUUUGCCAUGAAGAAGAGUUACUUCCAUCAGUUGGGGGAGUAUGAUGUUGGAAUGGAAAUCUGGGGAGGGGAGAAUCUCGAGAUCUCAUUCAGGAUCUGGAUGUGUGGAGGCAGGCUAGAAAUUUUACCUUGUUCAAGAGUGGGUCACAUCUUCAGGAAGCGCCGACCCUAUGGGAAUCCUAUUGGCGGGGACACGCUCAUGAAAAACUCGCUCAGGGUUGCGAAUGUGUGGAUGGAUGAGUACAAAAAGUAUUUCCUCAAGCAGAGACCACAGGCAGAAAAUGUGGACUAUGGAGACAUAUCUGACAGAUUGUCGCUACGGAAACGUCUCUCCUGUAAAUCCUUCCAGUGGUAUCUGCAAAAUAUCUAUCCAGAACAGGUUGUGCCAGGAGAAGAUGUGAAGAAUUCUCCUCCUCUUCCUCAUCAUCUUCCAAACAAAAAGAAAAAGCCUGUUGUCAUCAAACAUGGACGUCUCAAACACGUGGCCUCCAGUUUAUGUGUUCAAUCAGAGAAAGAGGUGUACACCAAGAAAGCUCUGUUAACUCUCGCUGUGUGUGAUGAAAAAACUCUGGCUGGUCAGAAAUCUCAGAUGUGGUUCGAAACUGUGGACAAUGAGCUGAUCUUAGCUCAGAUGUUGUGCUUGGAUGUGGAAUCAGGAACCACUAACAAGAGUUAUGCCCGUCUGAUGAAGUGUCAUGGUAUUCAGGGGUCACAGGCGUGGACUUGGACCAACAAGAAUGGAGUUUCUGUCCUGUACAAUCCAGCCAGUGGGAGGUGUUUGACACUCACUUCUGCCAGACCAGGGGGCUACCUAACUUUGAAUCUCUGCACUGGAACAAAAAAACAGGAGUUUACAUUGAGCUGACAAUGGACCACAGACAGACCACAUACAGACCACAGAAGCAUUCCUUAAUGAAGACGUGCAUUAUUAGAGAAAAGAAAAAUGGGCAAUUUAAUUUAUUGCCAAUCAAGAAAAAGUCUGUUUUAAAACACAUUGAGUGGUUUUGGUGUUUUAUCUGUAUGCAGUAUUUUAUUUGUAUAGUACAGUGAAAACUGCCUAAUCAGACACCUUUGCAGUCUUUUACUGGGCAUUCUGACCCUUACUUUCAUUCCAAAUUUCAUAUUUUUGCAGUUUUUUACACUUAAUUCUGACACUCUGUAGUCCGAUACUUGUCUCCCAGUACAUGUCGGGUUAGAGAGGUUUCACAGUUUAUACUGAUACACUGUAUUCUGACAUUUGUCUCCCAGUACAUGUCGGGUUAGAGAGGUUUCACAGUUUAUACUGAUACACUGUAUUCUGACACUUGUCUCCCAGUACAUGUCGGGUUAGAGAGGUUUCACUGUUUAUUCUGACACACUGUAGUCUGACACUUGUCUCCCAGUGCAUGUCGGGUUAGAGAGGUCUCACUGUUUAUACUGAUACACUGUGUAUUCUGACACUUGUCUCCCAGUACAUGUCGGGUUAGAGAGGUUUCACUGUUUAUUCUGAUACACUGUUUAUUCUGACACUUGUCUCCCAGUGCAUGUCCGGUUAGAGAGGUUUCACUGUUUAUUCUGACAUACUGUUUAUUCUGACACUCGUCUCUCAGUACAUGUCGGGUUAGAGAGGUUUCACAGUUUAUACUGAUACACUGUAGUCUGACACUUGUCUCCCAGUACAUGUCGGGUUAGAGAGGUUUCACUGUUUAUUCUGAUACACUGUUUAUUCUGACACUCGUCUCCCAGUACAUGUCGGGUUAGAGAGGUUUCACUGUUUAUUCUGACACACUGUAGUCUGACACUUGUCUCCCAGUACAUGUUGGGUUAGAGAGGUUUCACUGUUUAUUCUGAUACACUGUGUAUUCUGACACUUGUCUCCUGAUUUGUUCUGCCCUAAACUCCAUUGGUUUGUCAGAGAUUGUAGACACAUGCAAUGGAGUUAAUUAAUCUGCACUUCAUUUACAUUUCUUUUAUUACGCCAUGAAUUAUAGUAACCAGUUCAGCAAACCAAAGAAAUUGAUACAUGUUUAUGAAUAAUGGGUAUAUUUGUACAAACAGCUGUUUGUUGUAUGUGUUAUGAAUAAUGGGUGUAUUUGUAUAGACAGCAGUUUGUUGUAUGUGUUAUGAAUAAUGGGUGUAUUUGUACAAACAGCUGUAUGUUGUAUGUGUUAUGAAAUUAUCCAAGAGUACUCAUUUUUACGAUAAGUUCUCUUUUUUUAACAUUCCAUGAACACAUUCAGAGCAAUAUCAAUAGGCCUAUUGUCAAGUGUUGAUGUGGUACUCUCUCUCUCUCUCUCUCUCUCUCUCUCUCUCUCUCUCUCUGAAUUGAGUUUCCUGAUAGAUGAAAUUAAUGAAUGUUUUUUUUGUAUGUUGUGUUAUAUGUUCCAUUAGAGAAUUUUUUACUCGUGUAGAGACAUCAUCAGCUUUUUGUGAAGUGCCAUAAAUUUUGCUCUAUACAUGGCGCUCUCGAUCGUACCAGUAAAUAUUUAGGCAGCUUGAUCUGCCAACGCCAACCAUGACACAGUACAACCAUUUUGAGCCACAUCCAAAAACUCUUGAGUUUCAUCUUUAAUGCUGGAUACUUGGCAGAGGAACACACCCUAAUGUUAGGCAUCUUAGGUUUGAUGUCAUAAUGGUUCUCUCUCUUUCUAACACAUCUUAGGAUUGAUUACGUCACUGCUAAUGUUAAGGUGUGAUGACAUCACAGCUAAUGUUAAGCAUCUGAGGUGUGAUGACAUCACUGCUAAUGUUAAGCAUCUGAGGUGUGAUGACAUCACUGCUAAUGUUAAGCAUCUGAGGUGUGAUGACAUCACUGCUGAUGUUAAGGUGUGAUGACAUCACUGCUAAUGUUAAGGUGUGAUGACAUCACUGCUAAUGUUAAGCAUCUGAGGUGGAUGACAUCACUGCUAAUGUUAAGGUGUGAUGACAUCACUGCUGAUGUUAGGGUGUGAUGACAUCACUGCUAAUGUUAAGCAUCGUAGGUUUGACGACAUCACUGCUGAUGUUAGGGUGUGAUGACAUCACUGCUAUUGUUAAGAUGUGAUGACAUCACUGAUAAUGUUAAGCAUCUUAGGAUUGAAUCAGUGACGGGAUUGAGGAUCCAGACCUCCCGUUUGAGAGCGCCAUAACUACUAGUCGACUGAGACUGGUUAUUAAUGGGUGUAUACAUUGUAUCAGAAUUAUAAAUAAGAUAUGAUGUUUACUAUUGUUUUAAUCAGAGUAUGUAUCAAUAUAUUUUGAACAGUUAAUUAAUAUCCAUUUCAAUUACUACAAGAAAGACAUAUCUGUUGAGCAUUCUUUGCAUAUUUUGGUCAGAUCUUCAUUUUUUUUUUUUUUAAAAUCAUAUAUACAAUGGCAUACAGAAUUUGGAUGUUUAAUCUAUUAAUGAAUUUGAUGAAUUGAUAUUUGUAGAGAUAUUUGUGUAUUUCAUUGAGAAAUAUGCAGUAAAAUUUUGUUGAUAUUAAAUGCCGAGUUGAAUUUCAUUUUGUCUUUAGCUACAUCAAGGUUAGUUUCUUCCUUCUCCACAUCAACUGUCAGAAGAUACAUUGUACAUGUGUAUUUUACUUUAUUUUGAUAAAAAAAAAUGUGAUUCUUUUUUAAUGAAAUUUACUUUGUGCCAUAUUAAACCUUUGACAGUAUACUA
Messenger RNA from Ostrea edulis (European flat oyster), 4863 nucleotides. Its product is annotated as polypeptide N-acetylgalactosaminyltransferase 11-like. Gene Ontology annotation, molecular function: Notch binding. The transcript has 11 exons. Lineage: Eukaryota; Metazoa; Mollusca; Bivalvia; Ostreida; Ostreidae. The coding region runs from base 259 to 2106 and encodes 615 amino acids. Gene Ontology annotation, biological process: regulation of Notch signaling pathway. Gene Ontology annotation, cellular component: Golgi apparatus. The record is from RefSeq and is a predicted model, not a curated record.